Messenger RNA from Leptopilina boulardi, 5195 nucleotides. RefSeq lists its product as uncharacterized. The record is from RefSeq and is a predicted model, not a curated record. NCBI's taxonomy places the organism in Eukaryota, Metazoa, Arthropoda, Insecta, Hymenoptera, Figitidae. The transcript has 5 exons. Gene Ontology annotation, cellular component: cytoplasm. The coding region runs from base 540 to 3923 and encodes 1127 amino acids. Gene Ontology annotation, biological process: organelle organization.
UUACUUAUUUUAUUUUUCAAAAUAUUCCUAUAAAAAUAGAAUAUAGGGUAAUUAAUUAAGUGUAAUUUACAAAAUAAUUAAUUAUUCCAUUAGGGAGAUUGUUGAUAAUAUUUUUUCAAAAAUACGAAUCAAAAAGCACGAUUAUUAAAGAGGUUAUGGCAGUACUUUGACAUUUUGACAGUUUUGUCAGCAAUGUCAAGUCAGCUGUUCGACCUUUUUAGUAAAUAUCUCUGUCAAACGAGUUUUUAUGAGUGGUAAUUGAGAAAAGAAUUGCAAUAAUGUGCAAUUUCUUGACAAGAAUCGUGACAUUAAACAAUAAGGCGAAACUUGCCGAAAUUUGCAACUUAAAAACAAACGACAAUAAAUUUCAAGCUCAGGAGGAAUUGGAAACAGAAUAUAGUCAAUAAAGUGAAACCUUUAUUUAAAAACAUUGUUUUUUUUAAUAAAAACAUAAAUUUUCAUCCGAAGUUCCUCAAAGAUGCGAUUUGUUCUCAGCCAAUUUACUGACUUAUAGAAAAAACUAAAUAUUUUUUCUAAAAAUGGUUCGAGUUAUUCCUGUGCACAAUUUUCAAGAGCAAAAUGUCGCACAAAUUGAAGAGCCCACAGCAACAUGCGUGGCUCAUUCAUCAAGCAAUGAAUUACUACUUUUGGCAUUGCAAAGUCAUUGCAUUGAAGUUCACGAUUUAACAACACCAGAUUUAAAAUUGGUCACUAUAUUUCCAACAGUUGACUUGGCUCGUCAAUUGAUUCACUGUUCAAAAGGAGAUUAUGUGGCUGCAUUAGAAUCAAAAUGCUCGAGAGAUGGCGAAUCAGACAAUAAAUUUGUUAGGGUUUAUGUGAAUUGGACGACAAAUGAUCAGAGUCAAGCGAUGAGAGCCAGAAUAGCUGGCAGAGUAACUCCUAGUUUAAAUCGACCAAUGAAUAGCUUGGAAAUGAUCGAAUUACCCUUGAAUUUACAGCCAGUAAUUAUUGCAUGUUGUCAAGCAACUGGCAAUUUACUUGUCGCUGGAAGAACAACUGCUAUUUUACAUGAAUUUAAAAUUGAAACUCUACAACCAACAAAAUUGAAAUUUAUUGACUUUGAACCAAGACCCUGGGCUCUAAGUCUCUCUUUUACUCCAACUCACAUGGAAAUUGUUGAAGAUUUCGUCUCAGUUAUGGAUAGUUCGCAUUUUCUCAUUUUCCGACUAACGAAUCCUCUCUACGAGGAUAUUGAUCAUCUCAGUUCCUUAACUUCAGACAAUUCAUGCUCGAAGUCAACUCAAUCGACAAAUCGAUCAGAUUUUGAUAAUUCAAUAUCCACUGAGACUCCCAGCAAAGUUAUUCAAAAUGGCAAUGAUUUAAAUAGCAAACUAACUGAACAUGACAAGAAUUUCUUUAAUUCACAAACAAAUCGAAAUUUUAAUUCAAAUUGGCUUCAAGCUGUAAAAUCAAGAGCUAUUGAUGGCAAAUUUAUCGACUGGGAUCGUUUGAUUCAUAACGAACGAGAAGAAAUAAAUUCCCUUAUUCGUCAAGAAUUAAUUAGUUCAGCCUCUGAACCAUUUACAGUUAAUUUCCCAUCUAUAAGCUUAGAACGAGCGGGUCCAGGUCAUACUUUAAGUCCUUUUAUUUUAAAUUCUCCAGAUACAGAAGUUUUCAUUAAAACUUCAUCACCUGACAGUGGAUGGUCAGAAAAUUUUGCCGUUAAAAGUGUUUUGAGACUGGAAAUAGCUAAGGAAUCAUUUUCCAGUAGAGAUUAUUUUUCAGCAUCAAUUUUAAAGCCUCUUUAUCUUGAAACAAAGCAAAAUAAUUCUUUAAAAAAAUGUAUUUUAAAAUCAGAUAGAUAUAAAUAUUUACAUGGAAUAACUUGUUUAAUUUGUACAUCUCAAGAGGGUUAUAUUUAUCAUUUUACUGCUGAUAAUUUAGAAGAAUUUAAUCCCACUUGUCUGACAACUUACACUUUCACUGCUCCUGUAACACACGUUGCUCUUGAGCAUACAGUUUUACACGCACUCACCGAAGCUGGUCUUGAAUCUUAUACAUUGAGAAUUUCUCAUCAUGUGGCAAAAACUUUUAUCAAUACAUCUGAAUCGGAGGAAAUUUGUCCUGACGUUACUGAACCUGUUUGUUUGAUAGGUCUACGACCAUUUUUGGGAAUUGAGACAAUACUCAGUUCGAAAAAAAGUAUUGUUCUUUUAGCAAAAGCUGAGAAUUCAUGGACACUUUAUUCUUUGAAACUUCCAAAACCAGAAGAAAUAUAUAUUGAUAUAUUGAAUGCAGCGAGAAAUCAUAAAUCUUCGAGUCCAACGACUUAUCGACAUUUAUUGGAGGAGGCACAUGCGAUUGUUCGAUUAGCAAAAGAUGUCAUUCAAUUUGAUACUGAAGAUCUACAAGUUUUUCAAUCAAAUUCAAGAGACAAAACAUUGAAUGAUCUUUACGAUCAGUCUUGUAUGCUUCUUGGGGAUUAUUAUAUUGAAUCGGAUUCUGAAUUAGAUUGGCGAUUUUCCAUUCCUUAUUACAAAAUGUCUGGUUUAAAAGUGAAUCAAGUUCUUUCGAGGAAAUCGGCUAAGAAUGCACCAGGAUUGGUUUUGUUUUUAACGGAAACAUUGUUGUCAAUGAAAAGUGGAAUAGAGGCUGAUGAACUUUUUCAAAGUCAUAAUAUUGUCGAUAUCAUUGGAGCUGAGACAAAGGAGGGAUUAUUAAAAUUGAUUCUUGGUAGUAGUGUCUUGCAAGAAUAUGCAACGGAGAAAUUAAUAAAGCUUUUAGAAUCUCAGGAUUAUGAUGAUUAUAAUCGUUUAGCUUUGAUAUUAUUGUACACUGAAGCUGGAAAGGACGAACAAAUUGAACAAGUUAUGGAACCCGUUUCAGGGGUAUUUAUCGAACAAAUGAUUCUCGAAUAUCCUCAUCUUCUAUUUGAUGAUUCGAAUCUAAAUAUAAAAAAAUCGGAAAUUCUUUCGUUUUCCAAUUUCUCAGGAGCCUUAAUGCGUUGGAAAUCAAAUGUUUUUGCUGAAAUUUUAACUCAAUUGAUUAAUGAUGAUACACUCACUUUGUAUCAAAUUAUGCAAGUUUUUUUGGAAUAUUUACCAUCGAGAGUUGGUCGUGAUGGACACGAUGCUGCGGCUGCUUUACAAUUUUUCAUUGAAAUUUAUUUAAGGAAAUAUUUUAAAAUCCAUGGAAUUAAUGAGAAAAAGAAAGGAAUUUACGAUUUUGCUACUGUAGAGGCUUUUAAAAUAUUAGUUCGUUCUUAUUUAGGAAGACUGAUUCAAUCAAAAAUUUAUAAUUCAAUGGACGAAAAAAAGAAACAACUUGCUGAUGAAAUUCAUCUUUUUGCUAAUAAAAGACCUGCGUAUUUAAAUAAAAUGCCACCAUGCUCGAAAAAUUAUGGAUUGGAUUUAAAAAUUGAAAUAAUUGAUGAACUUGCUGAUAGUGAAAUUGAUAGAAAUGUACGCUGUGAAAUAUUAAAACUUCAAGCUUUAAUAGCCAGUGGUUAUUUGCCUUUGGAAUGUUUACAGGAAAUUUUACAAUUUUUAGAAACUGAAGAAAUUGAGGGUAGUUUGUCAUUAAAAAGUUUAUGUAAUCAAAAUAUUGAGAUGGUUACCAAAUUAUUGUUAGAACAAUGUCCACAGGUUAUUUUAUUUUAUGCCAAGGAUAAAUAUACCAAAGAAAAUGAGUGGAAAUUAUUAAUUGAAAUGUUACAAGAUAGAAUUUUAUUAUUAAAAACUAAUCAGGGAUUGACAAGUUUUUUCGAGCAAACAUUAAUAGAUACAUUGACUCAUGUAGCAAAAACUUUACCUCUUCAAGCUUUACACAAUAUUUUACCAAAGGAUGAUCGUGAAUCUUAUGAGCAUUAUAUGCAAAUUCAUAGUCAAAUUCUACGAGCAGAUCGUAUCAAGUCAGUGAUGAUGAAAACUGGUAAUCAAUUUUUAUCAAAACUAAAUUUAUAGAGUUAAUUAUCGAAUAAUAAUUUCUGUUUUGAGAUAAAGAGGGAAACAUUUAAAAACAAUUUUUGAGAAUAUUUUACUGUUGAAAUAUUGUUCGUUAUGUCUAAUAAAUAAUUAUUGUAAUUCUAUAGUAGAUGUACCUGUAAAAUGUUUAUUGCUUGAUUUUCAUAUUUAUGUGGUAGAAUUUAUAAUGUUAAAAUAAAAGUAAAUUCUAAUAAAAUAGUAAUUUCAGUUUCAAUUAAGUGCAAACUUUAAAGUAAAUUAUUUUCAAUUUAAACAGAUUUAAAAAAUUUAGUUAUUAGUUAUUUCUACAAAUUUCCUGGUAAAUCUAGAUUAAAGAAACAAAUUUAAAUGACCAGGUUUUAAUGAAUUUUAAAAAAAUAUAUAGCACAACUAUUCAAAAUAAUAUGUAUGUGUGUGUACGUGUGAUAAUAGGAAAUAAUCUAUAUUAAAGAUAUUUAUUAGUUGAGACUAAUAAACAUUUCCUGUUUUCGAUGUUGAUUUUGUAAAUCUAUUUACCAACUAUUUAUACAAUUUUCAAGUAAUUUACAAUAUCUAUAGAAUUUUAUCAAAUUGUUAAAAAAAAAAGAUAUAUCAAUAUUGAUUUCUGAUGAUCAACGAUUGAUUGAUCAACGAUUUCUGAUUGUUGAUUUAUUAAACUAUUUGUGCAAUCAAAGAAUAUAAUUGAAGAAUUCCAAAGAAAAGUAAUAAAUUAAUUUUAAGGAGAAAAUUUAUUUCUAUUUAUUUAUUUAAUGUCAUUGUACGAACAAUGUACAUUUUUAUUGUACAUUUUAAAGAAUUCUUUUUAAAGAAAAUGAGGUCAAUUUUGACUUAUCAAAGAUUAAUUUUAGUCAAGGCUAAAAUUAAGAGUUUAACAAAAAUUUGUCGUUCCUUAAAUAGUUGCCAAUUUUUUUAUAUAUCUUUCAAUCAAUCUGAAAUCAUUUUAUAAAAAAACGUUGAUCUAACUUAAUUUACGAAGAAAUCUACUGGAAAAAUUUUUUGUCUUUAUAAAUCUAUGUAUAUUUAUACAAUUUUACCUAAAAAUCAUUUAUAUUAAAUGCUUAUUUAACUGUGUCACUGCGUUAUAGUGUACUUGCGUUAUUUUUUGUUAUAAAACAAUUAUAUAUGUAUGUAUUGUUUUUAAUUAAUAGAAUGAAUUUUUACUUUUUUAGCUUUUCAUAUCUUUUAUACUUUCCGAUUCUAUCGGUGACUAUAAUCAUAAUCAAAUGUAUUAUUGUUGAAAAAGAAAAAUAAAGAUUCUAUUCGCAGCAGAAA